Messenger RNA from Leptonychotes weddellii (Weddell seal), 805 nucleotides. The record is from RefSeq and is a predicted model, not a curated record. NCBI's taxonomy places the organism in Eukaryota, Metazoa, Chordata, Mammalia, Carnivora, Phocidae.
AUGCAGACGCCGGGGCGAGCCGGGAGGAUGGAGGCCGGGGAGGCAGCGCCGCCGGCGGGGAUGGGCGGCCGCGCGCCGGGCGGCUGGGGCAAGUGGGUGCGGCUCAACGUGGGGGGCACGGUGUUCCUGACCACCCGGCAGACGCUGUGCCGGGAGCAGAAGUCCUUCCUCAGCCGCUUGUGCCAGGGGGAAGAGCUGCAGUCGGACCGGGAUGAGACUGGGGCCUACCUCAUUGACCGUGACCCCACCUACUUUGGGCCCAUCCUGAACUUUCUCCGGCAUGGCAAGCUGGUGCUGGACAAGGACAUGGCUGAGGAGGGUGUCCUCGAGGAAGCCGAGUUCUACAACAUUGGCCCGCUGAUCCGCAUCAUCAAAGACCGGAUGGAGGAGAAGGACUACCCGGUCACACAGGUCCCUCCCAAGCACGUGUACCGCGUGCUGCAGUGCCAGGAGGAGGAGCUCACCCAGAUGGUCUCCACCAUGUCCGACGGCUGGCGCUUCGAGCAGCUGGUGAACAUGAGCUCCUCCUACAGCUAUGGAAGCGAGGACCAGGCAGAGUUCCUGUGCGUGGUGUCCAAGGAGCUCUAUAGCUCCCCGCACGGGCUGAGCUCGGAGUCCAGCCGCAAAACCAAGAGCGCCGAGCAGCAGCUGGAGGAGGAGCGGCGGCAGGUGGAGCAGGUGCAGGUGGAGGCAGAUGCACAGGAGAAAGGUGCAGCCACCCCCCGAGGGGAAUGAUUGCUAAUCCAAGCCGGAGCCUCCCGCCCGCUGCCCCGCUGGAGCCAGCUGCACAACCCCGGGGGCCGGG